CUUCAAAUUUCUUAUCUCGAGCUAAUUUAUGUUUGAGCCUUUGCGACUAAUCAUUUUAUGUAUAAAAACGUCACUAAAAUAUCAAUUUCUGUUAAUAAUUGAAAACUGACAGUUGAGGUUAGAACAUUUCGUACAGUGACGUCUACUGUGUCAUAAAAUGCGGCUUUUGUGUUCCAUUUUAAGUUUAGCCAUAUUUAUACUGGUAACGAAAUCAGAGUAUACCACAGAAGACUGUUGGGCUUUGGGUUUCAAUAGAGCAAACGUACAAUGUUCCUUGUGUGAUCAACUGCCCAAAUUUCAAUUAGAUUUAAUAACAGAACAUUGCAAGGAAUGCUGCCACCAAGAUGAAACAGGCACAACAGAAAAGAAAUAUGCCAAAGCAGUGCUAGAGGUUUGCACCUGUAAAUUCGGGGCUUACCCGCAAAUUCAAGCGUUCAUUAAAAGUGACAGACCUUCACAAUUUCCAAAUUUACAAAUAAAAUAUCUGCGUGGUUUGGACCCUAUCAUCAAAUUAUACGAUAAGGAUGGCCACUUACAAGAAACUGUCGCGAUUGAGAAAUGGAACACAGAUUCUGUGGAAGAGUUUUUGAAAACGCAUCUGAUACAAGAGGAUGAUGAAGAUUAUUUAAGAACAAACAUGGUUUAAUACAUUUCAUCUAAAUAAAACACUUAAAUAUU
Messenger RNA from Aethina tumida (small hive beetle), 678 nucleotides. Its product is annotated as selenoprotein F. Gene Ontology annotation, cellular component: endoplasmic reticulum lumen. Bases 158 to 646 code for a protein of 162 amino acids. Gene Ontology annotation, molecular function: oxidoreductase activity. NCBI's taxonomy places the organism in Eukaryota, Metazoa, Arthropoda, Insecta, Coleoptera, Nitidulidae. The record is from RefSeq and is a predicted model, not a curated record. The transcript is spliced from 3 exons.